ACAGCAGGAUGUACCAAUGAGCUGAGUAGAAGGGCUGGCUCGGCUCGGGGCCGAGGCUGAGAUACCGGUGCUGCCUAAGGGAGGUGGUGGCCGAUCAGGACGUGGGGUGGCCCGCAAUGAAGCCGCCUAGUUCAAUGCAAACAAGUGAGUUUGACUCAUCAGAUGAAGAGCCUAUUGAAGAUGAACAGACUCCAAUUCAGAUAUCAUGGCUACCCCUGUCACGAGUGAACUGUUCUCAGUUUCUUGGUUUAUGUGCUCUUCCAGGUUGCAAAUUUAAAGAUGUUAGAAGAAAUAUCCAAAAAGAUACAGAAGAACUAAAGAGCUAUGGUAUACAAGACAUAUUUGUUUUCUGCACCAGAGGGGAACUAUCAAAAUACAGAGUUCCAAACCUUUUGGAUCUCUACCAUCAGUACGGAAUUAUCACUCAUCACCAUCCAAUUCCAGAUGGAGGGACUCCUGACAUCACCAGCUGCUGUGAAAUUAUGGAGGAGCUUGAAGUUUGCCUUAAAAAUAACCGAAAAACCUUAAUACACUGUUAUGGAGGACUUGGGAGAUCUUGUCUUGCUGCUUGUCUCCUCCUAUACCUGUCUGACACAGUAUCACCGCAGCAAGCCAUCGACAGCCUGAGGGACCUGAGAGGAUCUGGAGCAAUACAGACCAUAAAACAAUAUAAUUAUCUUCAUGAGUUCCGGGACAAGCUAGCUGCACACCUUUCAUCAAGAAAUUCACUAUCAAGAUCUGUAUCUAGAUAAAAGAAUUUCAAAUAGCAUAUAUAUAUGACCAUGUCUGAAAUUUGAGUUCUCUAAUAGCAUUUGUAUUGAAACUAUUAGUGUUAUCAAACUGAAUGUAACGAAUGUAAAUGUACAUGUGCAGAUAUUCCUAAAGCUUUUACUGACAAAUUUCAUUGUGUCUCUUUCAUAUCUUAUAGGAGAUAGAAAAACUGUUAAUACAAUUUUCCUUUUAAAAAUACACCAGCUGUUCUGCUGUAUUUUACCUAGAGGUAAUGCUGAAAAACAGCAUAUGGGAAAAUAUAUUUUUAUUUUUUCACCACAUUCUUACCUCAUAUUAUCAUUGGUAAUUGCUGGGUGGCAUAUGACAUAGUAACACAUAUGAAAAUUGCUACAAGCACCCAGGCUAAAAUUAUUUAAAUGACUCUUACCCUCUAUUCCUCUGAAAAUUUCCCCCAUUGUUUUCUCUGCCUCACAGAUAAAUAGAAUUGUGAAUCUGUCACCUCCCUCCCAAUGCCAGGUCAUCCCCAAGUGUUUAUCCAGCAGUUGCUGGAAUUUUCCAAGAUGAGGAAUUCAUUGGUUCAGACAGCUGCUAUUUUUUACAGCAUUGUUUUUUUAACCCUAGGAACUACAAUGGAAUGAAUUUAAUCUCUUUCACAUUUAUUUUAUAAAGCACUUACCUAAAGUUUAAGUCUCCAGUUUUCUCACUCCUUCACUUUACUCUGUUACCUGUGUCUUUGUCUUUAAAUUUCACACUGAGCUACUGAAAGCAAGCAUUUGCAGACAAGGAUCAUACCGUGAGCCAAAGUUACCUGUUUUAAGAGACGGCAGCACUGGAAUCCCACGGCUCUCUUGGCUACUGGUAGUCACGAAGGUGACCAACAGAGGAGGCACUUCCACACAAGCAAAGCAGACUUCACCACAUCAACUCUUAAUUUGUAAAUAGUCAUAUAAUUACCAAGUCUUACUGUCUCUCGCCCUUCUUGCCCUGAUGAGCUACUAAUCUCAUUAAAGAAUACUUUAAAACAUUUA
This is a messenger RNA of Capra hircus (goat), 1760 nucleotides long. It is a transcript of the gene CDKN3, whose product is annotated as cyclin dependent kinase inhibitor 3. Gene Ontology annotation, molecular function: protein tyrosine phosphatase activity. Gene Ontology annotation, cellular component: nucleus. Bases 117 to 752 code for a protein of 211 amino acids. The transcript is spliced from 8 exons. NCBI's taxonomy places the organism in Eukaryota, Metazoa, Chordata, Mammalia, Artiodactyla, Bovidae. Gene Ontology annotation, biological process: protein dephosphorylation. The record is from RefSeq and is a predicted model, not a curated record.